Messenger RNA from Cuscuta europaea, 2873 nucleotides. The record is from the annotation of a GenBank genome assembly. Lineage: Eukaryota; Viridiplantae; Streptophyta; Magnoliopsida; Solanales; Convolvulaceae.
GACGAGGUGAUAUUUUUUGGAAGUUUCAUGGGCGAUCUAGAGACUCUAGGUGGCGCUUCAGUCGAGGAGAGUAAAGCACCAUCGCCGCCAUCAACGUCGAACUCACUCCCAUCGUUUAUAGAGCCGCUGCGUUGGCUCAGAGCGGAGGAAGCUACUCGAAACAUCAUUCAGAAGGUUCAGCCAACAUCUGUCUCUGCAGAGAGGAGACGAGCGGUCAUCGAUUAUGUUCAGAAAUUGAUCAGAGAAACUCUAGGUCUUGAGGUGUUCUCAUAUGGAUCUGUACCUCUAAAGACCUAUCUUCCUGACGGUGACAUUGAUCUGACUGUAUUUGGCAGUCCGAUGGUGGAGGAUGCUUUGGUCAAUGAUAUGUCAUCAGUUCUUGAAGGAGUGGAUCAAAACAGCACUGCAGAGUUCGCUGUAAAGGAUGUCCAGCUCAUUCGUGCUGAGGUCAAGCUUGUAAAGUGCAUAGUUCAAAAUAUUGUCGUCGACAUCUCAAUCAAUCAAAUAGGUGGUCUUUGUACGCUGUGCUUUCUUGAAAAGGUUGAUCAACUCAUUGGCAAAGAUCAUCUAUUUAAACGCAGUAUUAUUUUAAUAAAAGCCUGGUGCUAUUAUGAAAGUCGAAUCCUUGGUGCUCAUCAUGGCUUGAUAUCAACUUAUGCUUUGGAGACUCUUAUUUUAUAUAUCUUUCAUCUAUUUCAUGCCACCCUGGAGGGUCCUUUAGCAGUUCUCUACAAAUUUUUGGACUACUUUAGCAAGUUUGAUUGGGAGAACUAUUGUAUUAGUUUAUCUGGUCCUGUCCGCAUAUCAUCUUUGCCAGAACUUGUGGUUGAGGCACCUGAAAAUGAUGGCGGUGAGUUACUGCUCGACAAUGACUUCCUAAGUUAUUGUGCCAAAAUGUUUUCUGUUUCUUCUAGAGCUUAUGACAUGAACUCCAGAACCUUUCAACAAAAGCAUCUUAACAUAGUUGACCCUCUUAAGGACAACAAUAACCUUGGACGUAGUGUUAGCAAAGGAAAUUACUAUAGAAUACGGAGUGCAUUCACGUAUGGUGCUAGGAAGCUUGGGAGAAUACUUGUGAUGUCAGAUGAUGAUGAGAUUAUUGAAGAGCUUCAUAAUUUCUUCUCCAACACGUUGGGUAGGCAGAGGCCAGGUGUUCAAGAUCAUAUUCCUGUUUCAGAGACGGAUAAAUCUCAAUUUGGCGGGACAAAUUUAAGAACGGAAUCUGGUAGUCUUAUGGACACCAACAAAGAUGGUACUUUUGAUCCUUCUCAUGGAUUAUCAGAGAAAGAAGCCAUUGGUGAAAAACAGGAUGAAUUGGUUCAUCGUUUUUGUGGAGAUGCUAUGGAGCUAGCUACUUCAAAAACACAAGACCUUAAAUUAAGUAACGGUUCUCCAAAAAUUGCUUUCUCAAGCAGUGAUGGUAAUCUAUUUACAGUUGGAAUGACAUUUGAUUCUCAUAUCUGCCACAAUCACUCCAUGUGCAAUGUAGAGAUGAUAAAUGGCAACUGCGAAUCUGGUUUAGAACAAAUAUGUAAUGAGGAGAAGGGUUUGGAACAGAACCUUACAAAUGGUAAAAUUGAGUUUUUCGCUCCUAGUGCAACAGAGGUUACUCAUUUGGGCUCCAUAAAUGGGCACCUGUCUUCAGUGAGUGGCAGUAGUGGUCUGCAACCCGUGAAAGCUUUGUUGGACCUUAGUGGUGAUUAUGAGCAUCAGUUAAGUUGCUUGCAAUAUGGUCAGUGGUGUUAUGAGUGCACUUCAGCUAUGCCCACAAUGUUAGUCCCACCACCACCACCACCACUACCACCACCACCACUGCUGAUGAAUCAGUUUCAAAUCAAGUCGUGGAGUCCUCAACAUCUACCAAAGUUGAGAAGGAAUGGAUUUUCUAAUGGUGGCAUCCCAAGCCAACCAUUUCAUGGCUUAAACUCCUUUCUGCCACCAAAUAUUGCUUUUGGUGAGAUGCACAAGGCACGAGGAACUGGAACAUACUUCCCAAACAUGAACCGACAUUUUCAAGGUCACAUGCCUCCACCUUCACCUUCAGUUAGGAGUCAAUCAGUUGCCUUGAGGCCUAGUCACCAAGCCAAUGGGUGGAAUUCAACAUUCACGGAGCUAGAGAGAGACUGGCAUGAGCUACCACAACCGCAAUCCCAACUGGGUGCUGCUGAUUGUUAUGAAAUCCACCAACAUGCAUUCUCUCCUCGGGGCAAUGAGUAUUACCCAAACUCUACUGUGAAUAGCACUGAGGCUGUCAUUGAGUUUGGGACAAUUGGCCAUGUUACACCACUAUCACCUUCAUCAGAACGGAUCAGGCAACAUAACAAGCACCACUGCUCUUUGCCUCCCCAACAUUCACCAAAUCCACAUUUUAGCAGGGAGUCUGAUAGGGCUCCUCCGGUUAAGUCUGCAUACCACUUGAAAGACGAAGACGAUUUUCCUCCACUUUCUGUCUGAUGAUCAAUACGGGUGGUUUGUGGUGGUCGUCUCAGAAAAAGAGACGAAAAAGAGACACGCAAAACACUAUACUCACUCGUAUAUGUUUGUUGGUGUCUUUGGGAGUAUUCUCUCUUUCUCCAUUGUGUAUCAAUUGAUUGUCUUGUACAUUGUGUGUACUACUAAUUCAGGGUAUCUUUCACCUCAGCUUAAGCUGUGAUUAGUUUUCAUGUAAGUUACCUUGUAUAGGAUGUUUUUUGUUUUUUAAUUAUUAUUUUAUCAGAGGUUUUGUUUUCUCCAGUUUUAAAUGUAUCUAGGAGACCCACCAACUGAUGACUGAUCUGAUAGUUGAUACUCUCAUAGUGCUAUAUAAACAUUCAUUUUAUAAUAGCUUGAGAUAUACGGAGUAAUAUUUUUCUCUAUUGCUGCCAAUUUUACUA